Molecule: messenger RNA, 4291 nt
Organism: Eucalyptus grandis
Lineage: Eukaryota; Viridiplantae; Streptophyta; Magnoliopsida; Myrtales; Myrtaceae
Product: disease resistance protein RPV1-like
Exons: 4
Coding region: 690-3929 (1079 amino acids)
Biological process (GO): defense response; signal transduction
Molecular function (GO): ADP binding
Source: RefSeq, a predicted model, not a curated record
GUGAAGUAUACUUUCAUACCUUACUUGAUUUUUAACCGAUCCCAAUUGACUAGUGACGAUUCCUUAUUAAAAAAAUCAUUAUAAUGUCAAUUUGAAACUUAAAUUGAAUACCCAACGUCACAUGAAGUAUAAGCUUAGGAGAGCCUAUGUCUAAAUGAGGGUUGUAGGCUCAACUUUAAGGCAAUAAUCAUAAACCUAUGUUUUUUUCUUCUUCAAAUGGAAAAGGUAGGUCUCAAUAGAGUUACAGUUGUAUUAUUAAUAUUGAGCCUCUAAUAUGUGAUUAGAGAAUAAUAUUGUAUACAUCGUACUAUUCUUAUUGACUAGUGGAAGUUUUUGGAUGAUUCACAAUUUUCCCGCAUUGGGUUUCCACGAAAAACCUUGGUGGUGGUGUUGGUUUUGUCUCCUUAUCAAUUCGUUGUUAUAUUCUUAUUUUAAGGUUGUAUUGGCCGGUUGUUUUUGGGCUAAGUUGAUUUCAGUCAAUUUAGUUUUAGGGGAGACAUUAAUUCUAGAUUAGGUUUAGUUCAUGGUGAUUUGUAAUCCGGUUCUUCCCCAACACAAGUAAUGGAAACAAAAACUUGAUUUCCCAUAAUUCUAUUGAUAUAAACUUGCUUGAAGUGCAUAAUAUCAAAUUUCUUAUCACCCCAAGCUUGUAAUCUUUUGUGAAUUUUUUAAGGGUUGUAGACGCAGCUAUGAUGAAAACAAGGAGUUGUUCAAAAACAGGAUCCACUAGCCACUACACAUUUGGAGCUAAGUUCGAUGUGUUUUUAAGUUUUCGAGGGCCGGAUACUCGUGCUAACUUCACGGAUUCCCUCUAUCAUGCCUUGCUAGAUAAGGGUAUACAUGUUUUCAUCGACAAGAAGGGGAUUGACAUUGGUGAAGAGAUUGGUCUGGAAAUUUUGCAGGCCAUCAAUGAUUCGAAAAUCUGCAUUCCUAUCUUUUCCAAAAGUUAUGCUUCUAGUAGUUGGUGCCUUCGCGAGUUGAAACACAUGAUGGAGCGCAGGAAAACCAACGAACUAGAGGUUUUGCCCAUUUUCUAUGAUGUGACACCUGCUGACGUGAAACUUGAAACCGAUGUGUAUAGGUAUCAAUUAACUCAACAUAAGCCAAAACAUGAGACUGAGAUAGUGCGCCUCUGGCGGAAGGCACUCAAAGAGGCUGCUAAAAUCAAGGGAUGGGACACCAAGGACAUAGGCCAUGGAGAACUCACACGAUUAAUAGCUCGUAAACUUUUGGUUAAGCUUAAGGUCUCCCCAAUACAUCUAUCUGAUGAUUUGAUCGGUGUCGACCAAUCAAUGGAUGCAAUAAUAGAUUUAUUGAGUGUUGAAUCCGAGGACAUAAGGCUCAUUGGAAUAUGGGGAAUGGGCGGUAUAGGCAAGACAACUCUUGCCAAGGUCAUUUAUCACAAGUUGUCUACUAAUUUUGAAAGUUGUAGCUUUAUCUCGGAUGUACGACAAGCAUCAGAAAGUUCAAAUUCCGGUCUUCUAAGUUUGCAAAGGCAACUAGUACAUGAUAUCCUUCAAGAGAAAAGUAUUGAGAUUUUUAGCAUCGAUCAAGGGAUAAAUAUGAUCAAAGAACGAUUUAAAAGAACAAAAGUUCUUAUUUUCCUUGAUGAUGUAAACCAUAGGAGCCAACUAAUGGCACUAGCAGCAAAAAGAGAAUGGUUUGGUUCAGGAAGUAGAAUUGUGGUUACAACGAGAGAUAAAGAUGUUUUGUCCAAAUUUCUAGAUCAAUUUGACCAUGGUUUGACUUACGAAGUUGCAGAGCUGAAUAGUGAAGAAUCUUUACAACUUUUUAGCAAGCAUGCAUUUAGAAUGAACAUUCCUCCAAGUGACUUUCUUAGUUUGUCUAAGAAUGUUACUGCAAAAACUGGCGGGCUUCCAUUAACUAUUGAAGUGAUGGGUUCAUUUUUAUACCAAAAAGGAAAAGCAACAUGGGAAGAUACAUUCAAAAAGAUGGAACGCCAUCUUCAUGAGGAUGUGGAAAAAAAGUUAAUGUUAAGUUAUGAGGCUUUAGAUGAAGAAAAAAAGCAACUAUUUCUUGAUAUUGCCUGCUUCCUAAACGGAGAGAAUAAGAGAGAUGCAACUUAUAUAUGGGAUGACUGUGGAUUGUUUCCGGAUGAAGGGAUUGAUGUCCUACUUUUGAUGUCCUUAGUAAAAGUUGGAGUAAAGAAUGAGUUAUGGAUGCAUGACCAGCUUAAAGACUUAGGGAAGGGCAUUGUACGUAAUGAAAAUUGCAAAGAUUCAGGAAAGCGGUCUCGGGUGUGGAAUCAUGAAGAAGCAUUGGAUAUGAUGAUAAGGAAGAAGGGAACUGAGACUAUUGAAGCGAUUUGUGCAAACUUUGACGGAGUUCUUUUGACACCAGAAGAAUUUACGAAAGUGCCAAAUAUAAGAUUUCUCGCAAUGAUAAAUGGAAACCUCUCCGGAAAUUUUAAGGAUCUCUUUCCAGAACUAAGAUGGCUUUCUUGGAAGAAUUGCCCUUUAUAUUUGCAAGCAACCAACUUUUGCCCCAAAAAUCUACUCAUCCUUGACCUAUCGCGGACCCAAAUGACAGAAGAUUGGAACGGUUGGAUUCAACUUCAGGUGGCUACGAGAUUGAAGGUCCUUAAUAUGUCCAAUUGCCUUGGGUUAAGCACAACUCCUGACCUCUCUGCAUUUACAUCCUUAGAAAAAUUGAUUCUAGAGGGAUGUAGGAAUUUGCUACUAAUUGAUCGAUCCAUUGGUCAUCUGAAAUGUCUGAAACACUUGAAUCUAAAUGCAUGUUUUCUUCUCCAAAAGUUGCCGGUUGAACUAGGUUCUCUGGAAGCUUUGACUGAGCUGCUCAUAGAUAACUAUGUAUUCUCUGGAAGCAUUAAUCAAGUCCCAAUCAAAGCACUUGUAAAUCUUGAGUGCUUGGUUGUUUGUGGAUUUCCCAGGCUAAGGACACUUCCCAACUCGAUUGGGAUACUGAAAUUUUUAGCUAAGUUGGAUGUCUCCUACACGGCCAUUGAAGAGUUGCCAAAAACUAUUGUCUAUCUACAUAGCUUGAAAGUGUUGAAGAUGAACGGAAGUAACAUGAAAAAGUUACCCGAGACAAUUGGAUCGUUGGAGAAACUUGAAGAGAUUUAUGGAGAGGAUUGCUUGCGGCUAACUAUCAUUCCUAGUGAUAUUAGUGGACUACCUUCAUUGAAGAUUUUGAAAUUAACAGAAACUUGUGUAGAGGAUGUACCAAAGCUUCCCCAAAGUUUGGUAAGUCUAUGUCUGUCCUCGAGGGCCACAAAUAAAGCUCCAAAGAUCUCCAAUCUUGUGAACUUAAAAAAUCUGGAACUAUUCUUUUUCAGCAAUGAGUUCACAUUUUUAGGAUCCAAAGGUAAUUAUGAUAGGUUCACAUUUUUAGGAUCCAAAAGCAAUCCUUAUGGGUCAAGGGUAACUGUUUUAGGAUCCAAAAGUGAUCCUGAUCGGUUCGCAUUUUUAGGAUCCAAAAGUAAUCCUGAAAAAUUUGUUCGCCCUAAAACAGUGAUUGACCCCUACCUUCUUCCAAAAGUGGGAACUUACAGCCCAUAUUGUAUUUUGGGACUUCCAAAUAUCACCAACAUGAGCUCAUAUUUGAGUUGCCUUUGCUGUUUGAAAGAACUUCAACUCAUCAACUGCAAGAACCUGUACCAGAUUGGACAGCUCCCCUCUAGUUUGAGGAACCUUACAGUUCGCAAUUGCAAUCUUCUUGAAGUUGUUGACCUUUCCGACUUGGAGAAUCUACGGGUCUUGUUGAUUACGAAUUGUCCCCUCCUUCAAACAUUGUCCAACUUAUCUAACUCUACAAAUCUCAAGGACUUUGCAGUUUGGGACUGUCCGAAACUGGUUGAGAUUCAAGGUGUUGAUGCACUGGAAUCACUAGAAAAUCUUGCCAUCGAGACUGCAGUUCCUUACCAAGCUUACCUGAUCGAUCCAACUUGAAGAAGCUAAAGAACUACCACAUGGAAAAUGCUUUCAAAGUUAGCGAAUCCUGAAUUUUGAGGCUUGGAGGAAUUUGUCAUCAAAGCAAUGAAUGUAAAGCUUAUGAUUUUCUCCUCUCAAUCAUAGAAAACACACAGUUCCGUCAUCACUUUGAGAAGACAAUUGGUAUGAAUGCUAUGAAACGAGAAUACUUUCCCUGUGAUUAUAUUCGGACCAUCGUGAAGUCAUAAAUUUAUUUAUUAGGUACUGGUGAUUCAACUUAUAUUUCAGGAUAACCACUUUUGUUGUGCAUCGAAAGGUUAGUCAUUUCUUUCCUGAUUUUUUGUCCAACGGUUUGUUUAAUACAAGGGCUCAUUUUACGA